Messenger RNA from Salvia splendens (bonfire salvia), 675 nucleotides. Its product is annotated as zinc finger MYM-type protein 1-like. The coding region runs from base 1 to 675 and encodes 224 amino acids. The transcript has a single exon. Gene Ontology annotation, molecular function: protein dimerization activity. The record is from RefSeq and is a predicted model, not a curated record. Lineage: Eukaryota; Viridiplantae; Streptophyta; Magnoliopsida; Lamiales; Lamiaceae.
AUGACCAUUGCCAAAAGUAUUGCAUCUGAAAUGGGUGUAGAGCCAUCAUUUUCAGUGAAGCGCAAGGCUCAAAGGAAGAAACAUUUUGAUGAAAUUGACACCAAUGAAGAAAUUCUACAAGCUGAGAAGGCUUUUGAGGUCAAUUACUUCUUGGUCGUGGUUGAUAUGGCAAACACCUCAUUGAAAAGUAGAUUUGAAGAACUACAAACAUUCAAAAGUAUAUUUGGGUUUUUACUUAGCUCAACAACUUUGAAGUCACUAAAUGAUACUGAAUUAGAAGAUUGUUGCACCAAAUUUGCGAAAACAUUCUCUUCGCAUGACACAUCUGAUGUGGAGGUAAAUGAUCUAAUAUCUGAGUUGAAGGUUUUGAAGCUAAGUUUGCCGGAAAGGCCAAUGUCUUCUAUGGACAUUUUUGAGUAUGUUAGAAAAAUGGAUUCUUAUCCAAAUAUCUCAAUUGCUUAUCGCAUAUUAUUUACUGUGCCUGUGACUGUGGCAUCGGCAGAAAGAAGCUUUUCAAAGUUGAAACUAUUGAAGAAUUAUUUAAGCUCUACGAUGUCUCAACAACGGCUGAACGGGCUUGCCACUUUAUGUAUUGAGAAGAAAUUAUUAGACGAGGUUGACAGCAACACCAUCAUCAACGACUUCGCAUCAAGAAAUGUUAGAAGAAAUUUUUGA